This is a messenger RNA of Megalopta genalis, 3055 nucleotides long. RefSeq names its product transmembrane protein 209. Lineage: Eukaryota; Metazoa; Arthropoda; Insecta; Hymenoptera; Halictidae. Gene Ontology annotation, cellular component: membrane. The record is from RefSeq and is a predicted model, not a curated record.
UUUUCGAAUUCUGUAGUGACUGAUGAAGACGUAUUUGGAAGGGUUACAGUUACUGUUUCAUUUCUUUUUGUUCGUUCAACAAAUAUAAAGAUAUUACGAUCCUUGUAAUAAAUAGCUUUUAAGCUCGGGUAAUAAAAAAUGAGCAAUUUUCAUUCUCCUAUGCGGUGUAUUUCACCUAAUGCAAGAGUUCUAACUGCUAAACCUCAAGUAGAACAGACACUGGAUAUCAGACAAGCACAGAAUAAAGCUAGGAACAGUAUUACAUGGUUUUUUGUCAAUAGCUCUUUGCUUGGAAUCAUCGUUUUUGACAUAUUGUAUGGAGGUGCUGCGUAUAAACCAUUUUGUUGGGUCGAGUGGUGUUUAGCCUCUAUAUUUGCAUUGAACGCGUUUUAUCACAUUGUACGAUAUGCUUGGGCAAUAUUCACAUUAAAACCAGUCAUCCUAAGUCCUAGACAAAGACGAUUGCUAGGAGUCUCUGAAGAUGACCCCAUUUUCAAAAAUGAAAUUCCAUCGCCACAAAAGUCAUCGGAGCCAAUAUUUCCAUUGAAUUUGUCUUGCAUUAGUCUGAAUAGGCGUUUGACAUCUUUAAGUUCUCCAGGAUUAAAUGAAUCCAAGAACUUUACAUCGACAAAUCCAUUUUUCAAAUACAGUAGUCCAACAUCUCAAAAAUCUACAUCCAGUCCCAAUGGUUCUUUUAAUAAAUCUCUUAAUGCUUCAACAAAUGCAAAUUUAACUGGUGAGGAUUUGAUUCAAAGCGAGAAAGAACUACAAAAUUAUUUGGAAGAAACUCGACAAAGGAAACAUGUUCUAUCCACUGAUAUCGAUCAACCCUCUAACUUGCUUAGUUCAUUUUGGUCACAUCCUGCGAUUAGAAGUCCAGGAGAGGUAUCUCCUUUAUUGAGGAGCUGCGCAUACCAAUUAGCGCCUAUUAUCGAUAAGUCAAAAUCUACUAGCCCUGGUGCAGAAGAAGGACAUUCACCUAGAGGUAUGCUCGGAGUAUCGGACGUUUGGAGAAAAUACAGGAUAGAUUCUAACAAAGUAAACGAGUGGACGGCUAAUUUACGCAUGUGGAUUAGUAAGACCGUUGUCGAACGAGUGGCUAUGGAAAUUGAUAAUGUGUGCUCCGCUCUAGUUCGUCAUGGUUUAAGCGAUUCCCAACCAGGACAUGUAGGAUUGGAUAGAUUGCGAAAACUUGCUCAAGCACCAUUUUUAGUCACAGCCAUUCCAACAUUACCGACUUUGGUACCAUUCUUAGAACUUUCCAACAAUCAGGAAUAUUUGAUUAAUAGGAUCAAAGUUCUCGCGAAAGGAGGCUCUAUGAGCGAAUUCAAAUGGAAUGGCGGUGGUUGUCACGGUGGCAAAGAAUGGGAUUCUAGUUUGCCGACAGAUUCAGCGAUAAUUAUGCACUUGAUAUCGACAUACAUGGAUACGCAAUUGGAAGCGCCAUUAGAUCAACCCGACGCACGGCCUUUUACCUCCAGAUACAUGGCUAGAUCUGGAAUGUCUUUACCACGGAGCAAAGGACCCAUUAUAGUGUGCCAAUCCAUAAAUCCACCUUAUUAUAGUUUAACGCAUAGUGGUGACUCGUUGCCCAAUGACUACGAGGAAAUACAACGGGGUAGAAACAAUUUGUUUCAUAUAUUAUUGUUGUUCCUAUACAUCGUCAAGACCCGAGACAACGGCAUGUUGGGUCGUGUAAAUUUAGGUACUUCAGGCAUAAAUGUUUUGUGGGUAAUCGACAGUUAAGCGUCCGCACAUUCAUGAAAAUUUCAAGCAUAAAAAAUGAAACAUUCGCUAAAAACCUAAUGAAAUACAAAUCGAACAAAUUGCAUUUCAUCGAAACCGUUCCUAUCUUCAAAUACGGACCGAAAAACGUGACAAAUAUUUUGAUACCACUACAAAUGCUUUAUUCACAGUAUUUACGUUUAUGUACAAAUAAAUCACAAAACAUGAUCCAUGUUUUAAGAACGUCAAUUUUCAAGUAUUUGGCUUGUUGUGUGGUAAAACCAUAAUCUACCACUUUUAAUCGUGGUUAUUGCCAAUUUAUUAAUGUAUUUUGUAUUAUAUAGUUGUAUGUAUACACGCAUAAAGUAAGAAUGACAAUAACAAUGACAGCAAAAUAAAAGAACACAAAACUGUAGGAUUUUGAAGAAUGGAACGAAUCGAUCGAAUAAAUGCGUACGAAGAUGAUAGAUAACGAAUACAUUUGCAUUUCUAUGGAUUGCAAUAUUCAAUACGUCAUUCCUGGGAGUACAUUCCUAUCUGGCGUUACUACCGAUGCAAUAAAUUUUGUAUACAAUUUUAUAUCGCGUUUUUAUUGGAAUUUAACGACCGAAAGUCAUACGUCGUAAAAAAUUAUGUUACACUCGUCGUGCAAUUUAUGAUACAAUCUUUGGAUAAUGAUUCUCUUAAAAAUCAAUCGGUAUGUACAUUAAAGUUUAGCGUCAUAAUAAAAUUAAAACGAACUAUUCAACGUACGGUUGAAAAACAACAAUGUAUUGCUUCGCUAGCGAAUGUCCAACCCUUCCGAGAGGUAUUUGUGCGCGUAACGCUUCCAUCGAAAGUUGCCUGAAUCUAGAAGAAAAACACAUCAAGUGAAAAGAAGACGAUGAAUUCUAAAAAGGAAACUUUUACAAUCAUUUGCCGUUCUGGCAAUAAGCAUACGUAUAUACGCACGUGCGUAUGUGUUUGUGUAUACUUGUAUUUAUUUAUUUAUUUAUUUUAAAUUAUUUACGUAUUCAAAUACGAAUUACCUAUACAUAUUCCUACGUAAUUGUUUUGUUGGAAUUAGCUGGAAACUAAAUGAACCAGAAAAGAUAAAGAACGGUUCAGAAAUAAUGAGAUACGUUUAAAAAAUAGAAUAUUUGAUGCGAAUAGUGAAUCUUGUACUUGUUAAAAGCAAAAGAAAGCAACUGUUCCCAUCUUCCUUUUUCUCUUAUUAAUCUUUCAGACUAUGUAUCAUCUCAUCCCCACAUAUUCUAUGGUUUUUGUAACUUGUUUCAAUAUAAACAGAGAUAUACAACGUAUAGUACAAAAUUAAAAAGAUCAUCUCCGA